Drosophila miranda is the source of this 685-nucleotide messenger RNA. RefSeq lists its product as uncharacterized. The transcript has 2 exons. Bases 121 to 642 code for a protein of 173 amino acids. The record is from RefSeq and is a predicted model, not a curated record. Lineage: Eukaryota; Metazoa; Arthropoda; Insecta; Diptera; Drosophilidae.
AUGUCAAAAUCUAGCUAUAAUUAGCAUAAUUUUUAAUUAGUAUAUAAUUAGAUACAUGUGCGCCUUCAUCACUCGUUGUUCAGUCAGUAUAUAUUGUUUUAGCUACAUAGAAAAUUAACCAUGAAUCCAAAAUUGUACUUUCUUGCCUUGACGCUCAUAGCGGAGCUUUUUCUUAUGCAGUUGACUUUAGGGGAUGCCAGGAGUGUCUCUGGUGCUUCAACCACCAGGAAUGACACUUCAAUCCAGAAACAGAACGAGACCCAGAACUCCACUUUCAGCCUUUCAGUAUCGAAUGGAACAUCUGUAUCUAGGCUUUCGGCAUCUGUUACCCCUCCUCAAUUAUCGCCAUCUGCUGUGAAGCAUAUCCGUCGUCAAAAGCGAGAAUAUUCAGUAGAUAUACCAUUUGAUUUUAUCACAAACCAUAUGCACUGCGACUUGGAUCAAGCGGGAACUGAUAAGAUUCUGACAUUUUUCCCCUUUAAUUGCGUUUGGAUUGGAAACAAUCGCCACCAACACGAGGGCUGGUGGCGCAUAUACAUGCACGCAUUGAUGGAGGCAUUCUUCUUUGGACAGUACUACGAACGCUUGAGACGCUUCGAGCUCGACCCGCACUCCUUCGACUACACGGGUGUGGGUUUCUAGUACUCUAUAGUCCCCCAUAAAAUGGGUGCAAAAAUAAAAUUAU